ACCAAAAAUGGAUGAUGAACAGCUGAUUGAAUUGGUUCGUAAAUAUUCUGUCCUUUACGAUUUGUCACAUCCAAAAUAUAUGGACAACAGUUUCAAACUCGACAUUUGGAAUAAAAUAGGAGGAGAAAUGAAAGUAAAUGGUUCAUCCUGUAAAGCUAGAUGGAAUAAUAUACGAGACAAUUAUCGCAAAUCGAUGAAGAAAACAAAAACUAAGAGCGGAGACCCUGCAAAAAAAAUAAAACGGUAUAAAUAUUUCGAACAACUAAGCUUCUUAAGCAAUUAUUUCUACGAGAGGGAAACAAAAGGCAAUAUUGAAAACGAUGUAGAAAACAUAGAUGAAGAAGAAAACUCGCAGAAUGUGGAUGCAGAAGAAACAUAUGUAUCAUCGGAACCUAAUGAAUCAGGGCCAAAUGUUUCAGAUGUAUUGGAACCUAAUGUAUUAGAUUCGAGUGAAAACAAGCAAUCUCAUUUAACUCAACGCUCAUUCAAAACAUCAUCAAGAAGGCUACCGCCACAACAAACUGCUUCAGCAAAACUAAUGGAGUAUUUGAUAAGUGACAAAAAGGACAAGCAAGUUACUACUGCUCCGCAACACCACGUGGACGCAUUUCUAGCUGGUGUAGCUCCAACAUUAAAAAGUUUUACGCCAUAUUACUUGCAUCUAGCAAAAUCUGAAAUAUUUCACACGGUGCAAAAAUACGAAAUGGAAAUGAUCAUGCAGCAGGACUCAUAUCCAAGACCUGGCCCCAAUUUUGUUAACACAAGGCUACAUUCCGAGCACUCAUCAUCGACCUCCACGUCAAGAGGAACUACUCCUUUACCGUCGCCUGUUGCACCAUUUCCACAACAUAGUUUGCAAAAUCCAAAUCAAAAUGAAUUUUCAUCUGUGGGAGAUUCAAACGCGACCAACAACCCUUUGCAAAGUUAUUUUCACAACUUUCCAAAUUAACUGAACAUGAUUUUUUACAUUAAGUAUGUACAAAUAUAUAUUGUCGAGAUUUGUAUUGUUAUUACUUACCUCAAACAAACUGCUAGUUGUUCCCUC
Molecule: messenger RNA, 1045 nt
Organism: Photinus pyralis (common eastern firefly)
Lineage: Eukaryota; Metazoa; Arthropoda; Insecta; Coleoptera; Lampyridae
Exons: 2
Coding region: 8-949 (313 amino acids)
Biological process (GO): regulation of transcription by RNA polymerase II
Cellular component (GO): nucleus; transcription regulator complex
Source: RefSeq, a predicted model, not a curated record